Messenger RNA from Acipenser ruthenus (sterlet), 2590 nucleotides. RefSeq names its product telomeric repeat-binding factor 2-interacting protein 1-like. Gene Ontology annotation, cellular component: shelterin complex. The coding region runs from base 229 to 1644 and encodes 471 amino acids. Gene Ontology annotation, molecular function: telomeric repeat DNA binding. The record is from RefSeq and is a predicted model, not a curated record. Gene Ontology annotation, biological process: telomere maintenance via telomere lengthening; regulation of DNA-templated transcription. Lineage: Eukaryota; Metazoa; Chordata; Actinopteri; Acipenseriformes; Acipenseridae. The transcript has 4 exons.
ACUGGUGGGCCACUCGGCCACGCCCAUCGUACCGGAUGUUGACUGCAAAUCUCCCGCACAGUCUUGCGCGUUUAUGCAGUUCUGAAGUACGGCUGCUUCUGUGAAAUUAACAAAACAAGUUAAAAGAAAUUCCAGAUUAUUUGCUUUUUUAUAAUUAACACAUUGCUAUCUAGCACAGGACACACCAGCUAUAGAAAACAGCUCUUAUAGGAGUUAUAGGGUAGGAGGAUGCAGUGCAUAGAGUGUGAUUCGUCCAGGGAGAAGCAGCACUGCCCCACCCCUCACACCAUGACCCUCUUUGUUGACGAUACAGGUUGCCCCUUGCGUUUCUUCAUCAGACCUGGCAAUGCCAAGCGCCGCAUCUUGCCUGUAAUCAAGCUGGGGGGCGGGGUGAUGUGCCGCAUACAGGAGCCGGGUGCAAUAUCCCUGGCUGACCCAAAGGAGCAGGGUGGGGUCGCUGCUCCGGGAUACUUCUCCAUGCAGUACAUCCUCGACUGUGUGGAGAAAAACGAAAGGCUGGACCUGGAGGGGUACAGGUUGGGGUCGACCCAGCAGGAGCGAGCUGAUUCUACAAGCAGUGGCCUGUGCUGGACAGGGCGUGUUGGGUACAGCAGAGAGGAGGAUGAUGCAAUCCUGCAAUACCUCAAGGAGCACAGCAGCAAGGAGAGCAUGGUCAGGGGCAACAAGAUCUGGCAAGAGAUGGAGCGUGCUGCCGUGACCUGCCACACCUGGCAGUCCAUGAAGGACCGCUAUAGGAAGCACCUGGCCGGCCGGAUGGAGGCAUUCCAGGUUGAGGACCUCGCAGCCACACCGAGCAACGCGGCAACAUGUUCCACCAAGAAGAAAAGCAAACUCGAGGAAACCGAGGCCAUGGACACAUCAGACCAGCAAGUGAAUGGACCCGCUUGUGCUUCAGUUGAAAACCAGGCUGUGGAGCAAGAGGAAAUGAAGGAGCCGACAAACGGAGCAGAGAAAGAGGAAGAAGUCCUGGAGAAAGAGGUGAGCGACACAGAAGUGGAGAUUCUUCAAGGACAAGAGGUAACUGUGGAGUCCGCCCAGCUCACACAGAGCAGCAGUGCAAAGCGCCGGAAAUUGGGGAUUCUGGAAUUGGCAAUCUGUGAAUUUCAGUCCGGUGAUGAGACCCCAGAUCUAGAAGAUCUAGUGACUGGUGAGGCAAGAGACCAGGAGGAAGCAGGAGCCCAGAGUGUUGUAGCUGGCCAGGAGAGCGUGCCCGUGGCUGGGAGAGCUGAGUUAGGGCAGCCCCAAAGCCCAGUGUCUUUGCUUUCUAAGUUUAUGAUGCACAAGGACUCAUUCAUUGUAGAUUCCCAGACGCAGGAGGGUGAGGAGGGGACGUCCGACCCCUCUGAGGCGGAGGUGGAAGACGCCAUCGCUGCUGUGCAGUUCCUGAUGGAUGAGUUUGGAGUGGACCUGGCGUGCGUGAUGCAGAGCUUGCUGAAGAACAGCGGUGAUUUCCAGGCUGUGCGGCACUACCUGCGCACCGGCCGCAGAGCGGACGGGAGACCCCUCUGGACACGGCACGACGACCUGGAUCUGCAGUCAGGAGACCCCGCCACAAAACAGGCUCUAAUACUCAAGUAUGGGGAGGAAUGCGUGGCCAAGAGGGUGGCAUUUUUCAAUACCUGACCUGCAGAGGGAUUAAAGGCUGUUUUUGCUCUUGUUGUUUUUGUAUGUUAAUAAAAAUAAUAAAUAAAAAAGACUGUGAAAUGGUUCACAUUUUUCAGUGCAGUUUGGAAACUGGAUUGUUUUGGUUCAGAUUCAGUUUUUCUUUUCUUUUUGUUUUUGAUGACCAAAACCUCGCUAUAACGAACCUGUUGGGGUCCAAGCCUUUUGUUCGUUACAUCGAGGGGUUCGUUACAGCGAAAGGACAAUCAAAAUGAACAAUACACUGUUGGAGUAAAAAAAAAAAAAAAAAAUCCAGAAUGGAAGCUGAACUUUUAUUCAAAAUCAAUCUGACAUGAAAAGUUCAUCAGAUCCUCGUGGGUUUUUUUUUUCUCUCUUUAAUCAAUUUUGCUUUGCCACAUGCUGAACAAGCCAAAAAACAGAGUGCUUUUUGACAAUCUAUAUUCACAACAGAGAUAUGCCUGCGUUACUGCUGUUUUGUAAAUAAUCAAUAAAGUUUCCCGGUUUGUUGCAAAAUAAAAUGAUUUUCGUUUCGGAGACAUAGUUACACAGAGCGCGCCUUUAUGAAGAUAAGUGUUGACUUCACUGCAGCCAUGCGUACAGACCAGGAUGUUGACAGUGCGUGUUUAUAUGAUCUUUUUUUAAUGUUUUAUUUGGGGGUCCAGGGGCCAGGUUCGUUGUAGCCGAAUGCUCGUUAUAAUGAAGGGCGUUAUAGCGAGGGGGUGCUGUAUUUCUGCCUCCAAUUCAUAAAAAUGAAUGGACCAGGAUAUCAAAGGGAUUGUGCUUGUCAGCUGAAAUCCUGGUUCGAAUGUGCAUUAGCUUUAACGGGAUCACUGGGGAAGAUAAGUGUUUUAGUAAAAAAUAAAAUAAAAUAAUAGUUCUCUGACAAGAUGGACAUUCUCCAUUGUUCUUAAUUGUUCAUUGUGUUCAAUAAAAUAAAUUGAGCAUU